Messenger RNA from Camarhynchus parvulus, 742 nucleotides. Its product is annotated as kallikrein-15-like. Gene Ontology annotation, biological process: proteolysis. The record is from RefSeq and is a predicted model, not a curated record. Lineage: Eukaryota; Metazoa; Chordata; Aves; Passeriformes; Thraupidae. The annotation marks the transcript as partial. The transcript has 3 exons. Gene Ontology annotation, molecular function: serine-type endopeptidase activity.
CCCGCUGCGGGUCCUGCUGGGCGAGCACAGCCUGAAGGAGCGGGACGGGGCGGAGCAAUGCCUCACCUGGGCGCGCGCCUUCGUGCACCCGCGCUACCUGCCCGGCCGCCAUGACAGUGACGUCAUGCUGCUGCGCCUCAGCGGCCCCGCCCAGCUGAGCCCGCGCGUGCGCCCCGUGCCGCUGCCCCGCAGGUGCCCCCAGGUGGGGGACAGGUGUGUGGUGAGCGGCUGGGGCAGCACCCGCAGCCCGCAAGGUGAGACUCACCUGGGGGGGACAGGUGCGUUCCCGGACGUGCUGCAGUGCGGGGAGGUGUUCACCUGGUCCAAUGCCGCCUGCGCUCACCUGUACCCAGGUGCCAUCACUCCCAACAUGCUUUGCGCCGGCGGCCGCGCCGGGGACAGCACCGACUCCUGCCAGGGUGACUCCGGGGGCCCGCUGGUGUGUGACGGGUACCUGCAGGGCGUGGUCUCCUGGGGGCUGCAGGUGUGCGGCCAGCAGGGCAAGCCAGGUGUGUACAGCCGGGUCUGCGCCUUCACCACCUGGAUCCGCCGCACCAUCCGCGCCAACGGCGGCGACUGACGCACCUGGGCGCACCUGAGACACCUGGGAGGCUUCAUGGCCUCACCUGUGACACCUGAGAGGCUCCUUGUGACACCUGAGGGGUCACCUGGGGCUCACCUGGAGCACCUGGGGGGCACCUGAGGGGCUCCUUGACCUCACCUGUAACACCUGAGUGGCUCC